Lates calcarifer (barramundi perch) is the source of this 2392-nucleotide messenger RNA. It is a transcript of the gene cpsf4, whose product is annotated as cleavage and polyadenylation specific factor 4. The record is from RefSeq and is a predicted model, not a curated record. The transcript is spliced from 8 exons. Lineage: Eukaryota; Metazoa; Chordata; Actinopteri; Centropomidae. Bases 788 to 1588 code for a protein of 266 amino acids. Gene Ontology annotation, molecular function: zinc ion binding; RNA binding.
ACAAAACAACAGAUUUGAUGACCUCACCAUGGGCUCUGAGAAAUUGUGAUGUUUUAUAGAUGAAAAAAUUCAUUGAUUAAUUAAGAAAAAAUAAUUCUCUUAAGUUAUGCCAAAUAAAUAACAAGUAAUUGUACGGCAUGGUUUACUAAAUUGUGUGCACAAAUUUGUUAAUCUCUUGGACUCCGUACAUUUAUCCUUUUAUGUAUUUUUUUAUAUUAUGUCUUAUUCCUGAAAACAUAUUGGACGUUUAAACCUUCAUGUAGAUAAUUAAAUUACAUUUCUAGAAAAUACAAAUGAACAAUUAAGUUAAUGGACAAUAUGCCAAACAUGAAAAAAUUUAUUUAGAUAUUAUGAAUGUAAUAAAAAUGUCACUGAGUAAUUGAUUUAAACCAGUAGCACGGCCAACAGUUUUCUGUCUUUCACCACUAUGUGAUGUGGGUUAAUCAAACCUCUCGACGAUCGUUUAGUCGAGUCUUGUUCCGUCAGGUCAGAGGUCAGUCUGCGCGCCUCACACUGUUGAGAACAAGAAGCAAUUCCGUGACAAACAAAAAGUUACUCAGCGAACACCAUCCAGGGUGGUUAUUAAACCUUAAAGCUACAAAAGCUGUUGUGGUUUCUCGUCGUGAAGCUCGCUGAUUGUUGACAGGGUAUCGGUAAGCCUGGCUAGCCUCGUUAGCCACUUUAGCUGGCUAAUGAAGAAGUCCCUAGCUAACUAGCUCAACUUCAAGCUAGCUAACAGAAACGGACAUUUCUCUGAAGGUAGCUCGGCAAACCAACGCAUGCAGACAUGCAGGAGUUACUGGCUAACGUGGAUCACAUUAAGUUCGACCUGGAGAUUGCUGUGGAGCAGCAGUUGGGAGCGCAGCCUCUGCCCUUCCCCGGCAUGGACAAAUCCGGGUCUGCGGUAUGUGAGUUCUUCAUGAGAGCAGCUUGUCUGAAAGGUGGGAUGUGUCCGUUCCGUCAUAUCAGUGGGGAGAAGACAGUGGUGUGUAAGCACUGGCUCAGAGGACUGUGCAAGAAGGGAGACCAGUGCGAGUUUCUCCAUGAAUAUGACAUGACCAAGAUGCCUGAAUGCUACUUCUACUCCAAGUUUGGUGAGUGUAGCAAUAAGGAAUGUCCAUUCCUGCACAUCGAUCCAGAGUCCAAGAUUAAAGACUGUCCUUGGUACGACCGAGGCUUCUGCAAACAUGGUCCCGACUGCAGACACAGACACACAAGAAGGGUUAUCUGUGUGAAUUACCUGGUGGGCUUCUGUCCGGAAGGAAAAUCCUGUAAAUUUAUGCACCCUCGUUUUGAAUUGCCAAUGGGAGCUUCUGAACAGCCUCCUCUACCACAGCAAACCCAGAACCAGACAAAGCCCGUGCCUACCAUCGGCCGCUCGUCACUCUCUCUAAUCCAGCUGACCAACUCCAGUCCAGGCCAGCGGCCGCAGAACAACACAAUGUCGGGUGCAAUGCAGCAAAAUAACAUGACUGCCAACAGAGGUCCUCGUCCACUGGACCAGGUCACCUGCUACAAGUGUGGUGAGAAGGGCCACUAUGCCAACAAAUGCACUAAAGGCCAUCUUGCCUUCCUGAGCGGACAGUAACCUUCCAAACACACCUUGUGGUCCAAACACCACAGUGCUGCAGCUCGCUCUGCUGAUGUGAGCAGAGGAGACAGGAGGAAGCCCCUCCGCUCCACAGGCUGAAGUUAAAGACUUUUUUUUUUUUUUUUGCUUCUUACAACCUGUGGAUAUGUGAAGAUGACAACAAGGAAAAGACAGAGGUCACAUCUGCGCGGCUGUGGCUGAAUGACUCGAUUUGUUGGGUUUUCUACAAUGUUUGUACUGUGUAGCACACUGACUCUGAAGAAGUAGGCAUCAGACCCACUGUCCAGUCUGCAGCAAGUAUCUCCAACAGAGGUGCAGAGCUGUAUUUGGAUUGCAUUUGUUAUACCAGACCAGUGCUGAGCCUGCUAAUUGUAGUAAAUCUGUCUGACAAUGUUAAUAUUAAAAACACAAAACAAAAACAAAUGUGAUUAAUACCAGCAGGAAUGUCAAGUAAUGCUGUUUGUACACAAACUGUGAUUAAUCAGAGCCAAAACCCAUCCUGUGUCACUACCUGAAACCCACUUACCACACACAAUAUUUCACUUGUCAAAAUUUACUCCUCAACCUAAACUAUGUGGUUUUUUUUUUAACUAAAAAUCCUGGAGAUAAAUUGUUAACCAUCAUACAUGGAGGCCAUGUGUUGUUAGAUCUGAACACACAGAUCAUACAGACUUUAACUAAGACAGUGUGUGGGGGUAAAGAACUUUGGCUCAGCUCAAAUUGUAUCCACGGAUAAGUUUCAUUGUUUGACAUAUUCUUACAAUCUGUACAGUGUGUGCAAAUAAAUGUUCUUGUUACAGA